UUCUCAACAAUCACAUCCUCUUCUUCUUCUUCUUCGAGGAGAGCAGCCAGAGAGCCACGGGCGUUGUACCAAAUGGCGGUAUAUUUUGCUGGGCGUGGCCCGAUUUCUAGCGUCUCUAGUGGAGAGUCUCUUAGUCACUGUUCGCCGGUAUGCUCAUUAGCCAGAGUCCCCACUCGGGUAACCCUUUGUAAGACAACCACUCCACAGUCCCUCCGUUCAUCUUUCUUCUCUUCCCUCCCCAGACAACAACAAAAGACCCAGUUGGUUCGUAGGAGGAUGCCACUUUCGGUAGUGAUGAGCAUCGAAGCGGGGAUAGGAGUGAUGGGUACGAAGCUUGGGAUGAUGAGUUACUUCGAGCCGGACGGGAAGGUGGUUCCGGUAACGGUGGUUGGGUUCAGGGAGGGUAACAUUGUGACCCAGGUCAAGACAGAGACCACUGAUGGCUACAGUGCUGUCCAGGUUGGGUACAGGAGGGUGAGGGAUAAGAAGCUUACAAAGCCUGAAUUGGGUCAUCUCAAUAAGGUUGGUACUAUUCCCAUGAGGCAUCUUCAGGAAUUCCGACUUACUUCCGUUGAUGGGUUUGAGCCAAACCAGCGACUUGACUUGGAGGAAAUCUUCAAGGAGGGUGAUCUUGUUGAUGUUUCCGGAAAAUCGAUUGGAAAGGGUUUCCAAGGUGGAAUCAAAAGGCAUAAUUUCCGUAGGGGGCCAAUGACCCAUGGUUCCAAGAGCCACCGAGCCUUGGGAUCAAUUGGUGCUGGGACUACUCCUGGACAUGUAUAUAAAGGUAAGAAGAUGCCUGGGAGAAUGGGGGGAACCAAAACAAAGAUAAGGAAGCUGAAAAUCGUCAAGAUUGACAGUGAACUUCGGGUACUCAUGAUAAAGGGGGCUGUUCCGGGUAAACCAGGGAAUCUGCUGCGCAUUGCACCAGCAAAGAUUGUUGGAAAGAACAUACCCAAGAACUAACUCCAACAUGUAAAGAGUGGACUUGCAAGGCAGAAGAACUAGAAUCAGUUUCCUCUCUUUUAAGAGCAUUGCAAAUGUGAUUUCUCUUCACAUUAGUUUUCUUCAUCUUAAUGGUAAAAUAAGAAAGUCAUACAACCCAAUGGAAUCAGCAAAUGCAGGCUAUUCUAGUGAUUCUAGUGCGUAGCAUAUCUUCCAGGGAUUUGGUUUUGGCAUUUCUUAGUUGGUAUAUGAAAACUGUAAAGAGCAAGCAAGACAAACACUAUCUGUCCAAAUUGCAUCAUUGUUAAGGACAUCAUUGUAGCCAUCUGAAAUACAAGGGUUCUGAUGUAAUAUUUUGAUA
Nelumbo nucifera (sacred lotus) is the source of this 1303-nucleotide messenger RNA. RefSeq names its product Ribosomal protein L3 family protein. NCBI's taxonomy places the organism in Eukaryota, Viridiplantae, Streptophyta, Magnoliopsida, Proteales, Nelumbonaceae. Gene Ontology annotation, biological process: translation. The record is from RefSeq and is a predicted model, not a curated record. Gene Ontology annotation, cellular component: ribosome; chloroplast envelope. Gene Ontology annotation, molecular function: structural constituent of ribosome.